GGAUCUCCCUCUGGUACGAAGCUGUCCUCCCCUCCGUUGCCUCCUCCAAUGCUGCCAGCCUAGAUGACGCCUGGCUCCGGUACACCUGCACAACACGAGCGCACGCACAUAGGAAUGAGAUGUGGAGUGCUGUUAUGAAGGAGGUGCCUUUACAUGAGAGACAGUGCGGAGAAGACUGGAGUGGAGGAGGGGAAGUUGCACAGAUUGGGACAAGAACAUGAGUUGAACAUGAGCUGUUCUCAGGUGGAGCUGGAGGGGAAAGAAAGUCCUCCACCAGAGGAACUAGACUGCAAAAUCUGUUACCAGCGCUACAAUGCUCACAUCCGAAAGCCCAAGAUCCUGGACUGCCUGCACCGGGUCUGUGCACGCUGCCUCGUUAAGAUCCUGGACAUUGCUGACAGUGCAGGAUGCAUCACCUGUCCAUUUUGCCGACACCAAACUGAGGUUACAGAGUACGAGGUGUCAGGUUUGCCUGAUGAUGCUAACAUCAUGUCCCAUUUGGCAACGUCAGACAAAUCCUGGAGCUCAGACCACAACAGGGAGGUGGUUCUGUCUCCAAAAAGUCUCUCUUCCAGCCCUUCGCGUGACUCCAACUGCUUGGUCAUCACAAUUAUGGAAGUGCAAAGAGACUCACAGCAUUCGCCGAGCCGCAAUGGCAGCUCUGACAUCUAUGCUGAGCAGAGUCUGGACUCUGUAUCACUGGGGUCAAAUGGAGCAGCUGAUCAAGAUCCUCUGUCCAAGUUCUGCAAUCAUGUCCCUCGGAUUCUAGUCUGGCUGCUAGGUUUCUUAUACUUUGGCUCUCUGCCUCUAGGAAUCUACCUGCUGGUGAUCCAGAAAGUGACUCUGGGUAUUGUAUGUGUUAGCCUUGUGCCAUCAAGCCUCACAGUUUGCCUCGUCUAUGGAUUCUGUCAGUGCCUGUGCCAGGGCAUGUGUGACUGCUCCACCAGGGGUUGAUAGGAUACCACUGGAAUGACAGAUCUAGACAAACUAUAGCUCUGGGAAGAAAAAAAUAAACUCAGCUCAUGUAGAAAGGUAUCAGAUGUGCCAUAGCUCAGGUUCUCAACCCUUAUCCAGUAAACCCCAGCCAUGCAUAGCUAAAAAACAUGAUUUAUUAGGCACGUUCAGGCUGGGAAGAUUUAAGUUCUGUGAUUUUCAUUGUUCUAAUGUGUAUUGUUCUUAAAUGAGAUAUCCAUAGCAACCCCUGCUGUGACAUCUAAUGUGAAAGCAGAUGUCUAAUGUUUCCUUUACAAAAUGACAGCGCUUAAAGCUACCAUAUGUAGGUUUUAGGGGUGUUUAUUUGCAUUAUAUAUCAUUCUUAGCAAUCUGUUCAUUAAUUCAUAUAUCUAUAUGGGAGCGCCCCCCCCCCCCCCAUUGAAGCUGCCAUGCUGCACCACCAUGUUGAUGUAAUGGUAUCUUUGGCACUGUAAUGGCACUGACUUGAUAUCAGUGCAGGCCAAUAAGCUUAGGAAUGCUUAUUUUUUGUGAAAUGGAGAACCACACAUAUUGUUUAUCACAAGAGAACGCCAGAGAGCGUGAAUCCCCAUCAACAAAUGUGAAAACAUGAAGAGAAAACAAAUCAUGACU
Molecule: messenger RNA, 1584 nt
Organism: Thalassophryne amazonica
Lineage: Eukaryota; Metazoa; Chordata; Actinopteri; Batrachoidiformes; Batrachoididae
Exons: 2
Coding region: 154-954 (266 amino acids)
Source: RefSeq, a predicted model, not a curated record